CUUUCGAUCCACACGGGAGGAAGGUGGAAGAAUUGAAAUCGGGAAUUUUCGCCUGGAGGAGGCCAUUUUUGCCUCAUGCGGAGGAUGACACGACAGAACUUGUGGCCACCACAGUGGCCGACGCGGCUCAUUACCUGGACAUGGCUCUCAGCGCAAGUAAACGCCUCCACGAGUCAACAAUCACCGCCCCGAGCCCCGGUCACCUCUUCUUCACUCUCAACGUCUAUCGAAAUCAUCCCGGUGGAACGGUCAUCGUCCCUAGUAGGUCACGAAUUUGGCGUUCCCUGGAGCUUACCACCAUAAAGCAUUAG
This is a messenger RNA of Hydatigera taeniaeformis, 311 nucleotides long. NCBI's taxonomy places the organism in Eukaryota, Metazoa, Platyhelminthes, Cestoda, Cyclophyllidea, Taeniidae. The record is from the annotation of a GenBank genome assembly.